This is a messenger RNA of Pungitius pungitius (ninespine stickleback), 2228 nucleotides long. RefSeq names its product folliculin (gene flcn). Bases 209 to 1900 code for a protein of 563 amino acids. Gene Ontology annotation, cellular component: cytosol. Lineage: Eukaryota; Metazoa; Chordata; Actinopteri; Perciformes; Gasterosteidae. The record is from RefSeq and is a predicted model, not a curated record. Gene Ontology annotation, molecular function: GTPase activator activity. The transcript has 12 exons. Gene Ontology annotation, biological process: negative regulation of transcription by RNA polymerase II; positive regulation of transforming growth factor beta receptor signaling pathway; positive regulation of TORC1 signaling.
GAGCCGCACGGAUGGAAAACACAACGAGGAAAGUGUACAAAAUCUGAAUCGCAGACACCGAAGAAUCAUGGCAUUUGUUAAAUGGACGGAAUCAAGAAUUGAGUUGGUUUUCUAUCACAAAUGUGGCUUUUUUUGACGUUUCGAACCAUGAAUUCCCCCUUUGUGAAGCAGCAUUGAGUCUUUUGUUAAACUUUGCUCUGUGCUGAAGAUGAAUGCUCUGGUUGCUCUCUGUCACUUCUGUGAGCUCCAUGGCCCUCGGACGUUGUUUUGCACCGAGGCACUGCACCCUCCAUCCCCGUCCCCCUCAUCCGAUGCAGGUGCCCCGGUGCCCGGGGACAGGGACAGGGACGGUGACCGCGAAGGUGAAGGGCUGACCAUGAGGGCCGACAGCUCGGCCACACAGAGAGGAGAGAUGUGUGAGGGAUGUCGAUCCCUUCCCGCAUCCCACCCAGGAUUUAUGAGCAUCGACGAGGAAACAGGUAUUCGCUUCCUGAGCCACCAGCAUCCCAGACAGCCGCAGCUGUUCAGCGUGGUCCGUCAGGCCUGCGUUCGCAGCCUCAGCUGUGAGGUAAACAGUGAUGUGUGUCCCGGCCGCGAGGGACCCAUUUUCUUCGGGGAUGAGCAACAUGGUUUCGUGUUCUCGCACACCUUUUUUAUCAAAGACAGUCUGGCCAGGGGCUUCCAGCGCUGGUACAGUAUUGUCAUGGUGGCAAUGGAUCGGAUCUACCUUAUCAACUCCUGGCCAUUCCUGUUGCGCCAUCUUAGACUCACUAUACAGAGCCUGCAAAGCACAGCCUUAAAGGUGUUCGACAAUGAACAAGGAGUUUGUCCCCAGCGAUCAGUGAGGAUAAACAGUGUGUUCUCACCUGCGGUUUUCCCCCACCAAAGGAGUGGCAACGCAGCCCGAUCCCUGACUUCCCUCACACAGCAUCAGAACCUGUGGGCCAGCCUGCACUCCUCCUUCAGCUGGCUGCUGAAGGCAUGUGGAUGUCGUCUGACAGAGAAGCUACUGGAGGGAGCCCCCACUGAGGACACACUGGUGCUCAUAGAGAGACAGACAGAGCAAGAGGAGGAGAUGAGCUGCUGGGAGGGAGCAGAAGGAGGCUGUUCUUCACCACAGCCGCACCAGUUAGCCAGCGAGCGGAGCCUCGACUUCCUGUGUGAUAAUGACAAACUAAAUGAAUUACCCGGUCCAAAGUUUAGGUCCCUGAGGCACCUGAGACAGGUUCUCGGGGCUGGUGAGUUCCGACAGCUCGUGUGGCACGUGCUCAUGGGAAAUCAGGUCAUAUGGCGAGGCGCUGAUCCCGGGCUCAUCCAGUCCGCUUUCACAGUGCUCAAGUCUCUGCUCCCGGUCGGCUGUGUGCGGUCGGUGCCGUUCAGUGCUCAGUACGAGGAGGCCUACAAAUGCAACUUCCUGGGUCUGAGCCCAGAUGUGCCGAUUCCAACGCACGUCAGCUGCUCAGAGUUUUCUGUGCUGGUGGAUGUCAGUCCGGACAGAAGCUGUCCGAUGUCAGCCGUAGGGGAAGAAGAUGUCUCUUCGAUUUAUCAGUUCGCCAUCAGCAGUGCCAACACACAGCCCACAGACCGGGGGCCCGCAUUAUUGAACAAGCUUGAGGUCGCUCUGUCCAACGAGAACUUGUCCGUGGAUGUCGUGUCUCACUGCCUGUUGUGUCUGAAGGAAGAGUGGAUGAAUAAAGUCAAAGUGCUGUUCAAGUUCUCCAAAGUGGACGGGCGAGGGAGAGAGGACACCCAGAAGGUCCUGGCCCUCCUCGGCGCUACGGGGCCGGGCGAAGAGGACAACGUCAGGCUGCUCAAGUUCUGGAUGACAGGCCUCAGCAAAACAUACAAGAGUCAUUUAAUGACAGCCGUCCGAGGAGGGGAGAGGAGCCCGAGCCAAUAAAGGGAGGGUGAGACGGCUGUGGGGGUGGAUAAAGGGAAAUUAAGAUGAAGGUAUUCAGUUGAAGGGAAAGCGAAAGCUCGUUCGGGGCUUUUAGUGGAAACAAAGAGGAAUGUGAAUGGAUGAAAGAGGGGCAUCGUAAUACAAGGUUCCUAACCUUGAUUAUCCUGCACAGAUGAACACAUUUGGUCAGUUUUUAUUUGUCAAAGGGGAUUAUUGUAGAAGACCUGAUCAUACUAAUAAGUUUAAUUUGUUACAAACAGACUUUGCACUUUGUUUACUCUUUUUUCAGACGUUUUUAAAACGAAAAUAAAUUAAUAUGAACAUGUCA